AUGUUUCUCACACCUCUUAGUGCUUUUCUACCGUAUCCGUUUGCGGGUGGAACGGCUACGAGAAUCUCGGGGGGGGUGUUCACCUCACCCAUCAAUUCCAUCUCUUAUGCUCCAAAUACACUCGAUCUCUUCGGUCUCGGCACGAAUUCCGCUGCCUAUCACAAAUCGUACAACAACGUUGCUGUAUGGUCCGGGUGGAACUCACUCGGUGGCAUCUUCACGUCUAAUCUUGUUGCUUCUACUUGGGGUGAUAACGAGAUUGAUGUUUUUGGUCGUGGCACAGAUAAUGCAAUGUGGUGGAAUCAUUGGAAUGGUGUCUUCACUUCCGAACCAAGCUCAGUCUCUUGGGGCCCAGGUAGAAUUGACGUAUUUGGAAUUGGAACAGACGGCGCUAUGUAUCAUAAGUACUACGACUCCGGCGUGUGGUCAACCACCUGGGAAAAUCUCGGAGGUGUCUUAUUGUCUGCCCCAACUCCUGUCAGCUGGGGUCCAGACAGGCUUGACAUCUUUACUAUUGGCACUGAUGAUGCUGUGUGGCACAAGUAUUGGACCGGUUCUGCUUGGGGAGGCUGGGAAAGACUUGGAUAAGCAUAGAAAUUUAAAUGAAGUGUGAUUUCUGUCUGUUUGCUAGCUUUGGAAGCCUGAUUGUGGCUUUUAUCUGAAAUGUGUUUGGUGACGACGUUGAAUGG
Mollisia scopiformis is the source of this 689-nucleotide messenger RNA. RefSeq names its product fucose-specific lectin. The transcript is spliced from 4 exons. NCBI's taxonomy places the organism in Eukaryota, Fungi, Ascomycota, Leotiomycetes, Helotiales, Mollisiaceae. The coding region runs from base 1 to 588 and encodes 195 amino acids. The record is from RefSeq and is a predicted model, not a curated record.